Molecule: messenger RNA, 1356 nt
Organism: Torulaspora delbrueckii
Lineage: Eukaryota; Fungi; Ascomycota; Saccharomycetes; Saccharomycetales; Saccharomycetaceae
Gene: OMS1
Product: putative RNA methyltransferase
Exons: 1
Coding region: 1-1356 (451 amino acids)
Source: RefSeq, a predicted model, not a curated record
AUGCUAUGCUGUAGUCUAAGAGCUGUGGCAAAGAGCCGAUGUCGUCCUAUUCACCCGGCGCUACCUCUAUUUGGAGUUAGGCACCAGAGUCAUAUCAAGACAUACAUCCCAAAGCCCACGACGAGGGUACAUCGUCCAAAAACUGAGAAGGAGAUUGCUAGAGAAAAGUUUGAAGAACAAUUAAGAUCUCCCAACAGAUUUGUAAGAUGGGGUGCUAUUGCAAGAUCAGAGAAAUUUAGUAAAGGUAUGACAAAGUACUUGAUUGCAGCCUACAUCGUAUUUCUGGGCUAUGGUUUGUAUUUCAUGAAGAAACUGUAUGCCAAGGAUAAAGAGUUAGAGAAACUUACCGAGAGGGAGAAAGAGGGCAAGAUAAAUGAGUAUGAGACCUUGAGGAUCAAAGAAUUAAGAGGGAAAUUAAGAAGACGGGAUGAAUUGAAGCUAGCUACCUAUAGAAAUAUGAUAGAAAAUGGUGUCAAGGAUUUGGACAAUGUUACUUUGGAGAAUAAUGAUCAAAAUAGAACUAAUGAAAAGAUUUUGCCCGCAAGAGACACUACCCCAUUUUAUGAAGGAAAAGCAGAAGAGUAUGAUGAAGGUGUCAACUUCGAAGAAAGAGCCAUUUUGAUGGGUAGAAGGCGUAAAUGGUUGAUGAAUCAUUGUGAGGGAGAUGUUUUGGAGGUUGCAUGCGGAACGGGUAGGAAUCUUAAGUACUUGGAUCCUCAUCGUGUCAAUUCGAUAACAUUCCUAGAUUCGUCAGAGAAAAUGAUGGAAAUCACAUACAAAAAAUUUAAGGAAACCUUCCCAAACUUCUCUAAAGCAGCUUUCGUUGUGGGCAAGGCUGAGAACCUUGUAGAGCUGGCCAAGGGCAAAGAGAUUGAUUCAUCGGUUGCAAAACUCGAAGGAGCUAAUGAUGAUAUUGGGACUGUCACAAAGGGCUCGACAAAGAUCAAGUAUGACACAAUCGUCGAGGCCUUUGGCUUAUGUUCACACGAAGAUCCCGUCAAAUCCUUGAAGAAUUUUUCCUCAUUGCUGAGACCUGAGGGAAGAAUAGUUCUCUUGGAGCAUGGAAGAGGUACGUACGAUUUUGUUAACAAGAUACUGGACGAUAGGGCUGAAAAACGUCUUAAGACCUGGGGUUGUAGAUGGAACUUGGAUAUCGGGGAGAUUCUCGAUGAUUCCGGAUUGGAAAUUGUGGAUGAAAGUAGAACUCAUUUUGGUACUACCUGGUGCAUAGUGGCCAAGAAGAAAGGUGCUACCAAGAAGAAAACUGAAGUGGGAUUCUUCGAGAAAUACUUCCGCUCUAGUAUCAGAAAUAAGCUUGAGUCUCUCGACGAAUCAAAGGAAGGUAAGAAAAAUUGA